Messenger RNA from Lolium perenne, 843 nucleotides. RefSeq names its product protein FAR1-RELATED SEQUENCE 5-like. Gene Ontology annotation, molecular function: zinc ion binding. Lineage: Eukaryota; Viridiplantae; Streptophyta; Magnoliopsida; Poales; Poaceae. Gene Ontology annotation, biological process: regulation of DNA-templated transcription. The record is from RefSeq and is a predicted model, not a curated record.
AUGAACAAGCAUAAGGACCCGCUGAAGAAGCUUUAUAAACUAUUCCCUGACUUGAAGGAUAAGCUGACUGCAAUUUUGAACCAUCCCCUAAUGCCAUCUGAGUUUGAAGAUGCGUGGAAGGCUUUGAUUGAAGAGUACAAUCUGCAUGAUAUAAAUGUCAUGAUUAACUUAUGGGCUGAAAGGAAAUUGUGGAUAUCAGCUUACUGGAAAGAAGUUUUCUGUGCACGCAUGACUUCAACACAAAGAAGCGAGAGCAUGAACUUUGUGCUGAAAAGGGGUUUUGUCACUGAACGAGACAACCUCCACAUUUUUGCUAAGCAAGUUAACAACUGCAUACAGGCAAGGCAUGAAGCAGAGAAUGCAGAGGCAAAUGCAUCAACGGGCACAAGGAAAACAGUCACCAGGUAUGGCUUCGAGGCACAGGUGAUGGAUAAGUACACACGGGCAGUGUACUCAGUUUUCCGGGAGCGGCAAUAUCACAACACAGCUUUCCGCAUUAAGACUUCCCAGGAUAAUCCCAACAUUUACCUUGUGCAUCACUACAAUCAGAGUAAAGAAUUCGCUUGGUCAAGACAUGAAUUCAGAGUGCUAGCAGAUGAAGUUGAAGGCCGCUAUGAAUGCGAAUGUAAACUGUGGGAACAUACAGGGUUGUUCUGCCACCAUGUCAUAGCUGUCUUUGAGUACCUACGCCUGGAUGAGAUACCAAGCAAGUAUAUACUCCAGAGAUACACCAAAGAUGCAGUGACAAACCCUGAUUUCAACCGCAGAGACUACAGGACAACAACAGAUGAUGGGACUUCAAUUGAAUACAGACGAACAAUCCUUUACAGUGAAGCAGUUUAA